AUGAUGUGGCAGGUUUUGUUUGCACUUGCGCUGCCGGCUGCUGUGGCAAUUGCGUUAUCAAUGCCCGAAUACCUAGAAAACACCAAGGUGGAGGCUAGUCACACGCUGGGAACCGCAUACUUCUUUCUAGGCCUCAGUUGCAGCGCUACAAAGCUCAAAGAUUUAAUCGGAUCGUCGCUGGGUCUCGGAGGACCCACCGCCGCGAUCAACGCCAAAACUGCUGGCGGCAGCCUGGAGUGCUCCAUCCUCCUGUGCCUUCUCUCCACACCGGCGGCCGCCCUCGUCACCUCCCCCUACAUCUACCGCCACUUCACCCUCCUACUCCUCGACCAGCCCCCCUCCCCAGACGCCUCCACGGCUGACGUCCUCUUCCGCGCCCAUCUGUCGCCCGACUUCCCCGCCACCGCACCAGGCGCCGUGCUAUCCGCUUUCCUCCCUAGCAAGCCAUUUGCCGCUACCGCACGGCGCUGGAGUCUCAUUGCAGCCGCAGCUAUGGUGGUCGUCAAUGUGCUGGUCAACGCGGCUGUGGGAGCGGAGGCUCUGCAUGCCGUCGGUUUGCCCGUGCUCGCGGGUGUUUUGUGGUUACACGCAGCGGCACUCCUACUGGGCUACCUGAUCCCUGCUGGCGUGAGCUCACCCGGCAGUACUUGCCGUACCACGGCAUAUCAGGUAACUCUGGCCAGCCUAUCAGUCCCCGGGCCUUCAGGGCCCACUCUGUGGAGUCCAUUCUUCGACAGGCAGGCAAUGUACGGAAAGUACGGCGUGGGGGUUCAGGCCACCGUGUGCAAUUAUCCGGAUCUGUUUGUCGUGUAUUGGUGGUCGUCUUUUGGAGACGCCAUUUCCGGAAAUAUGGCAACGGCAUCCGUCCGGCGUUUUUGUCGCGACGAGGUGAAUGUGGCUGAUGGCGCCUCUGUCGUGUCCUUUCGUGUUAUCAUUACAUUAUUACAUAUUAUGUUGCACAAUGUGUUACAUAUAUAG
Molecule: messenger RNA, 978 nt
Organism: Volvox carteri f. nagariensis
Lineage: Eukaryota; Viridiplantae; Chlorophyta; Chlorophyceae; Chlamydomonadales; Volvocaceae
Exons: 6
Coding region: 1-978 (325 amino acids)
Source: RefSeq, a predicted model, not a curated record